Molecule: messenger RNA, 1320 nt
Organism: Kickxella alabastrina
Lineage: Eukaryota; Fungi; Kickxellomycota; Kickxellomycetes; Kickxellales; Kickxellaceae
Product: pyridoxal-dependent decarboxylase
Exons: 1
Coding region: 1-1320 (439 amino acids)
Cellular component (GO): cytoplasm
Molecular function (GO): ornithine decarboxylase activity
Source: RefSeq, a predicted model, not a curated record
AUGAAGAUAACAAAGAAACCCGAGACAGAUCAACUGCUGCUGAUGCCACUGGACAUGCCGUUCAAACACAUUAUCAAGGAUAUCGUGGGCUCCAAGACAUGGAUAUCGCGUGAGAGUGUGCAAUCGACUAUCCGCAAAAUGUCAACGGAUGCUGGCACGAAAAAUGCGUUUUUUGUAGGGGACAUGUGCGAGGUCCAGCGCCAGUUUGUGCAAUGGACGCAGCUGCUGCCGCGCGUGCAGCCAUUCUUUACUGUCAAGUGCAAUCCUGAUCCGUUGGUUGUCAAGCUGAUGACUCGUCUGGGUGCUGGGUUUGACUGUGCUAGCAAGGCUGAGCUGCAGCAGGUGCUGGAUGAAGGCAUUGGUGCGCACAACAUCAUCUAUGCGCACCCAUGCAAGCCAGCAUCCCAUGUGCGAUUUGCAAAGGCUAAUGGCGUCGAGAUGAUGACCUUUGACAAUGCUGACGAGCUGGUCAAGAUCCAACAGCUGUACCCAGGUGCAAAGGCCGUGCUGCGUAUCCUUACCGACGACUCAGGGUCGCUAUGCCAACUGGGGCUCAAGUUUGGCGCAGCGCCAGACACGACAUUGGCACUUCUGCGCACAGCCCAGCAGCUGGGUGUUAAUGUCAUUGGUGUCAGCUUCCACGCUGGUAGCGGCUCCCAGAGUGAGUCUGCGUUCAACGACGCUGUACUGCGCGCGCGCCGCGUGUUUGACCAGGCAUCAGUGCUGGGAAUGCACCUGACGGUGCUGGAUGUUGGUGGCGGAUUCCCAGGCCGUGGCGACCAGAGCGGAUUGGAUUUCCCCACUGUUGCCGCUGUGCUCGGCGAUGCACUGGAGCAGCACUUUCCGCCCAGCGAGUAUGCUCAUGUGCGCGUCAUUGCCGAGCCUGGUCGCUACUUUGUGGCAUCAGCCUUCACGCUGGCCGUCAAUGUUGUGGCCCGCCGCUGCAUUGAUUGCGCCGACACACCUGCAUUCAUGUACUAUGUCAAUGAUGGUGUCUAUGGCAGCUUCAACUGCAUCAUGUUUGAUCAUCAGCACCCGACACCACGUGUGCUGACUCGCCAUGGCCGCCUUGUCGACAGGCCAGAACUGCCCGAGCCAGCUGUAUUUGAGAGCAGCAUCUGGGGCCUUACCUGUGACUCGAUUGACUGUAUUGUCGGUUCGGGCAAACUGCCCGAGCUGCAAGUUGGUGACUGGCUGACAUUUGACACGAUGGGUGCGUACACUAUGUGUGCCGCGACUAGCUUUAAUGGCUUCAAGAUCAGCGACGUUAUCUAUGUUGACACUGAGGGGCACUUAUUUAGGCCAUAUGAUAAGCUGUAA